Molecule: messenger RNA, 1134 nt
Organism: Brassica napus (rape)
Lineage: Eukaryota; Viridiplantae; Streptophyta; Magnoliopsida; Brassicales; Brassicaceae
Exons: 2
Coding region: 1-1134 (377 amino acids)
Source: RefSeq, a predicted model, not a curated record
AUGGAUCUGAUACUAGAUGAGGAGAAACACAUGUUUGCUCUUACAGAAGAAACGUAUGGAGUGGCAGAAGUUAAUACUAACAAAGAGUUAGUGAGGACAAACCGAGGUGGAGGUUGGCGUCGUGUGCAACGUUUCAUGAACGAAUCAGAGGUACAAUGCUAUGACAUUCUUCGCAUGAACCAGUCAACAUUUAAUAGCUUAUGUAAGUUACUAUCAGAGAAGUAUCAGCUAGUAGAGUCUGUUCAUGUUUACCUAGAAGAGAGUGUAGCAAUGUUCUUAGAGAUGGUUGGACAAGAUUUAACCGUACGGGCUUUGGCUGAGAGAUACCAGCAUUCAUCUGGCACAGUGAAAAGGAAGCUAGAUGAGGUUUUAAGUUCUUUGUUGAAACUCGCAGCAGACAUUGUGAAACCUGGAAGGGAUGAGUUUGCAAGUGUUAGUCCUAUUCUAGUAGAUGAUCCGCAAUAUUACCCUUUUUUUAAGGAUUGCAUAGGUGCUCUAGAUGGAACUCAUAUGCCGGUUCGUCCUCCUUCUGUGAAUGUCGAACCAUUCAGAGGUAGAAAAGGAGAACCAACUAUGAAUGUCUUAGCUAUAUGUAAUUUCAGUAUGAAAUUCAUAUAUGCUUAUGUGGGGGUUCCUGGGAGAGCACAUGAUACAAAAGUGUUGACAUAUUGUGCUAAGGAAGAAGCUUCUUUUCCUCAUCCUCCAGUUGGAAAGUAUUAUCUAGUAGACUCUGGAUACCCAACUAGAACUGGUUAUUUAGGACCUCACAGUAGAACUAGAUAUCACUUGGAUCAGUUUGUUAGAGGAGGACCGCCAACAGCAGAGAAUUAUUCAACCGAAAGCAUUCUCUCUAAGUGGAGGGUUCUUGACCACAAGCACCCUAAGUAUGAUCUGACGAAAUGGGUGAAGAUUAUGACAGCAACAAUGGCUCUUCACAAUUUUAUCAGAGAUUCAAACCAUGAGGAUUGUGAUUUUGCACAUUGGAAAAGAGUGGAAGAAUAUGAACAUCGCGGGGAUGAAGUGACAGAGAAUGAUGAUCAUGUUGCAUACAUACCAGCUGGAGAUAGAGUUAUGGAAGCUAUGCGAGAUUCCAUUACUGAGGAGAUGGCGAGAGGACGUCGACUUCCAUACUAA